CGGAAGCGAAGCAGUUAGGAGAGGGACAUGGCUGUGAGAGCUUGUGGCUUGAUCAUCUACAGGAGGCUGCAGUCACCACCAUCUUCUAAGGUCACUGAUGGUAUUGAAUAUCUCCUCCUUCAAACAUCCUAUGGGACCCAUCACUGGACCCCACCCAAAGGCCACGUGGACCCAGGAGAGGAUGACCUGCAGACAGCCUUCCGGGAAACACAGGAGGAGGCUGGUCUCCAGGCCAGUCAGCUCACCCUCAUAGAGGGGUACAAGAAAGAGCUGCACUAUCCUGUCCGUGGCAAGCCUAAAACGGUCAUUUACUGGCUGGCUGAAAUGAAGGACUGUAACACUGAAAUCAAGCUCUCAGAGGAGCACCAAGCAUUUCAAUGGCUGAAGCUGGAGGAUGCUUGUAAACUUGCAGAAUAUGAGGACAUGCAAGUGACGCUGAAAGAAGUGCAUCAGUUUCUCUGCUCCAAGGAGUGAACUUGUGAAGGGGGAGGAACUACAGGGGUGCAGAAAUGUAGACAUCUUUUUAAAAUCUGUACAAAUUCAGUGAAAAUAGUUGGAGCUUUUAAAGAGCUUGUGCUUUUGCCCCUCCCUAGCUAAUCCAAAAAAACAUGUUUUAAUUGAACCAUGAG
Molecule: messenger RNA, 629 nt
Organism: Dryobates pubescens (Downy woodpecker)
Lineage: Eukaryota; Metazoa; Chordata; Aves; Piciformes; Picidae
Gene: NUDT2
Product: nudix hydrolase 2
Exons: 3
Coding region: 28-474 (148 amino acids)
Biological process (GO): AMP biosynthetic process; ATP biosynthetic process
Molecular function (GO): bis(5'-nucleosyl)-tetraphosphatase (asymmetrical) activity
Source: RefSeq, a predicted model, not a curated record